AUGACCAACGUCAACGACCGUCCGUCCACCAGCAAUCCUACUCAGAACUCUAUCGUUGACAUCGCUCAACGUCACGUCCAUGCCACCGCUCGUGUCGCUCAGGAUGCCGUCCUCGGCGGCGUAUGGCUUUAUCCCAUAUGGGGCAUAGUCUACCUCUUCAGUCACCCCUCUCUCAUCCGCCCCCUCAUCCCUACUCUCUUCAAGGGCGUCUUGGUGUCUCUCGCCGUCAUCGUAGCUCUCUUCACCCUCACGUACCUCCCUCAGGUUGCCUUCCUUGCUCUUUUCAGUGGGCCACUCGCCUUCAUAGCUGCCGUCCCUUUGGUGCUCGGCGAGGCCUAUGUGAUCAUCACUUUUUUAGCUCGAAGUUUCCUCGUUCUCCUGCUGAGAGGACAAAACACCCUGGUCGAACGAGGUCGUCAAGUCACUAGUAGCGGAGGAAGAACAAGACAGCUCGGUCAGGUCCUCACAAAGCCCCUGAGCAAGUUUAGUACGGACAACAUCGUCCGCUAUCUCCUCACAUUGCCUCUCAACCUGAUCCCUGUCGUCGGUACCGCCUUCUUCGUCGGAAUACAACACGGAGCUGACACGUCCACAGGAUUUAAAGCAGGGCCAGGUUAUCAUGCCAGAUACUUUCAACUAAAAGGAUACGACAAGGAGCAGCGUCAAUCAGCCGUACACCGUCGCAGGGGAGGUUACACCGCACUGGGUACCGUCGCCACUCUACUCAACCUCAUCCCCGUGGUCUCAAUAGUGUUCAUAUUCACGACGACGGUGGGAGCGGCCCUGUGGGCUGCCGAUAUCGAGGCGAAAGGUAAAGGCUCCAGUUCUGGUGGAGUGAGCAACCCAUUGCAAGAGGCGGACAAGGGGGAGGUUGAACUGCCUCGCAAGGUGGUCAAGGAUCUGUAG
This is a messenger RNA of Tremella mesenterica DSM 1558, 906 nucleotides long. RefSeq lists its product as uncharacterized. Bases 1 to 906 code for a protein of 301 amino acids. NCBI's taxonomy places the organism in Eukaryota, Fungi, Basidiomycota, Tremellomycetes, Tremellales, Tremellaceae. The record is from RefSeq and is a predicted model, not a curated record. The transcript is spliced from 9 exons.